Nannochloropsis gaditana CCMP526 is the source of this 1550-nucleotide messenger RNA. Its product is annotated as beta- -endoglucanase. Gene Ontology annotation, biological process: carbohydrate metabolic process. Gene Ontology annotation, molecular function: hydrolase activity, hydrolyzing O-glycosyl compounds. The transcript has 3 exons. The record is from RefSeq and is a predicted model, not a curated record. Bases 72 to 1550 code for a protein of 492 amino acids.
CAUCGCAACAUAACAGGCACACUUCGCGUGCCAAGCCAGUUGAAACUGCCUCGCAUAUAGACCGUCAACCUAUGAUCAAAAUGCGUACCGUCACCUCUGCUAUUGCACCUCUUCUAUUGUGCACAGCUCUGCCGAGCACCACUCAAGCUCAAAAUCCCUGGCAACCGUUCGGGGGGGGCGGGCCUCCGCCCUCCCCCGCUCCCACCUACCGCCCUGGAGCUCCUACACCAGCACCAACCUUAGCACCCACCCACAUGUCCGUGCCCAUGAAACCUGCUCGGGCCGGGGAAAAAUACAACUACGGGCACGUGAUGGGUCUGUCCUUGUUGUUUUACGAAGCCCAACGGUCGGGGCCAUUGCCAGCGUCCAACAGGAUUCCGUGGCGGGGAGACUCUGCCUUAGAGGACGGAAAAGACGUAAAUUUGGAUCUAACAGGAGGCUGGUAUGACGCUGGUGACCACGUGAAAUUCAAUUUUCCCAUGGCGUGGUCCGCGACAACCUUGGCCUGGGGCGUGCACGAAUAUUGGGACGCCUGGAAGAAAGCAGGGGAAUUGAGCAAUGCUUUAGACCAGCUCAAAUGGGUGGCAGAUUACCUGGUGAAAUGCCACCCGGAUCCUGACACCUACUACGUGCAGGUGGGCAACGGGAACAGCGACCACGGGUAUUGGGGCACCGCGGAAUCGAUGACGAUGAGCCGGCCGUCCUAUGCGGUCGGGCGGGGCCGGGAGGCAGGGUCGGCUGCCAUUGGAGAGGCUGCUGCGGCGCUGGCUGCGAUUUCUGUGUUGUUCAAACAACAAGGAGACAGCGUUUACGCGGCGCAUUUGAUAGACACGGCUAAGUCCUUAUUUGCCCUCGGAGACGGGAAUCAAGGCGGGUUCUCUGUCUCCCAGCCCUUCUAUUCCUCGAGCGGCUUCCGCGACGAAUUGGCGUGGGGGGCGGCUUGGUUGUACGAAGCGACGGGGGAACAGGAGUAUUUGGACAAGGCAGAAAGCUUGUACGCCGGCGGGUGCUGCGGCUCCGCCUGGUCCUACUCGUGGGACGCAAAGGCUCCCGGGGUCCAGUUGCUCCUCUACAAGCAUACCCGAAAAUCCCAGUACAAAACGGACUCGAGCAAUUUCGUCGGCGGUGCCAUUGGCAAAGGCCAGACGCCCAAAGGUUUGGCGUAUUGGGAUAAAUGGGGGUCGAACCGUUACGCAGCGAACGGGGCCUUCAUUGCCCUGGUGGCAGCCGACUACGGGAUCCACGUCGAGGACGGUCGGGCUUGGGCCAUGCAGCAGAUCCAUUACAUGCUGGGUGAUGCCCACGGUGGGAUCAAUAACGCCACGGGCUUGCCUUUCUUCUCCUACGUGUGUGGCUACGGCGAUGAUUUCCCUCGGGCUCCCCACCACCGUGGCUCCUCCUGCUGGUCUGGUACCAACUGCAACUGUGGCAGCAGUCCGCAACCCCACGUCCUCUACGGCGCCUUAGUGGGUGGGCCCGGAAACAACGAUGACUACUCCGACUCGUGCUCUGACUACACCCGGAACGAGGUCACCACAGCUAUAAAAUAA